AUGGUCAAGCGGCUGGUCGUCUUCGACUUUGACUGGUCCCUCGUCGAUCAAGACACGGACCGCUACGUCUUCGAGUGUCUCCAGCCCGAACUGCGCAAAUCGAUGAAAGUCGACAAAGCGCACGUUCAAUGGACUGAUCUCAUGGCGCGCAACCUUGGCAAGCUGCACGAGCAAGGCUUCACUAGACAGCAAAUUGAAGAAUCUCUUCAGGAGCUCCCCUUUGCAAGUGGCUCGCAGCAUAGAGCCAUGCGAAGAGGCGUACGGUCGCUCAAGGAACGUACCCAGACGACGUUGUUCUGUCUGAGCAACUCCAACUCCAUCUUUAUCGAUACCAUCCUCAAGCAUCAUAGAAUGACCGACAUCUUCAGCGAGAUCGUCACCAAUCCGGCAGAAUGGGACGACACAGGCUUACUCAAGCUACGACGGCGGAUCAGCCCAGAGGAGCAACAGCACAAUUGCAAAGUCGGCUGCAGCCCGAAUAUGUGCAAAGGCACGGAAUUGGCGGCCUACCUCGAGCGACAUGGUGGAUUCGAUCAAGUCAUCUAUGUUGGAGACGGUGGCAACGACAUGUGCCCAGUGCUGACCCUGCGCUCACAAGACCUGGCACUCGUACGAACUGGCCGCGAGCUACAAAGGCGAAUAGCCAGAGAGGGGGGCACCCGAUGCGAGAUCAAAUACUGGGGAGGAGCGUGGGAAGUAGAGCAGAUCUUCAACACAAUGCAAUGA
Molecule: messenger RNA, 726 nt
Organism: Mixia osmundae IAM 14324
Lineage: Eukaryota; Fungi; Basidiomycota; Mixiomycetes; Mixiales; Mixiaceae
Exons: 6
Coding region: 1-726 (241 amino acids)
Molecular function (GO): phosphatase activity
Source: RefSeq, a predicted model, not a curated record